Messenger RNA from Paramecium octaurelia, 1290 nucleotides. The record is from the annotation of a GenBank genome assembly. Lineage: Eukaryota; Ciliophora; Oligohymenophorea; Peniculida; Parameciidae.
AUGAAGCAGGAAUAAAAUCAUUUUACAUUCACUACUGUGAUCCACCCACCUUUUGUGGAUUAGGAAAAAUAAGAAGAACAAUUUUAUCCAUCAAUCGGAUUUAAUUUUGCUACUGGCGAUGCUUAACGUAAUAUAUAUUCUCUAUGUUGUAUAGCGGGAUGGGCUUUCAUAAGCAAGGAUUAACCACCAUGUGUUCCUUACUUUUCAUCGUACCUUAAGAAGUAGAAUGGAGCGGAAUUCCUAGUUACCGGUGGAGCUUAUCAAGAUAAUGAUUAAAUUUCAAGCACUGCCUUCUGCUUUAGAAUUCAGCUUCAUGAUCACAUGGAAGGGCACAGAAUCAAAUAUGAAUUGUGGAGACAAGGAUUAACAAAGGAGGAUGAGGAUGGCAAUGAAAUCGAGGGAGAGAAAGUGGCUGUCAUUCCUCAAAUGAAUUUCCCGAGACACAAUCACAAAGUUUUUGAACUUUUAAAACCAGGAACCACAAAUCAAUAUUUGUAUAUGGUAGUUGGAGGUCAAUUUAUGAGUUCAGAAGACUGGGGCAUCUUAAAUUAAUGUGAAAUUUACGAUGAGAAGGGACCUGUGAAUCAGAAUGGAGAGUAGUAAUGGGAAGUGGUGGAAUCUAUGAUUUAAGGUAGAGCUGGAUUUUCAGGAUUUGUUUUGAAUAAUAAGGUCUACGUUUAUGGUGGAUUGACAAUUGAGAAAGAAGAGAUUGUAUACAUUAUGAUUAAUUAAUUAUUAGAAAGUACUCCAUAGCAAUAAGGUGGAAUGCUUUGAUUUAACAACUAGGAAAUGGAAGGAUUUUAAAUAUAGAUAAGGUUUGAAUGUAACAAAUCAUUUGGGUUCAUCUUGUUUGCCUGUUUCAUAAAAGCAUAUUCUAAUUUUCGGAGGUUCGAAUGGUGAGAAAGUUACUGAUAAAAUUGCAAUUAUGGAUGUUGAAAAAGGGUCAAUUGAAAAUAUCAAAUAGAAAACCAAAUUGAGUGUCCCAAGAGCAGGAGCUUAAAUUUUUGUGUUGAAGUAAGUGGCUGGUAGAUUAUUAUUAAUAUUGAAUUAGAUUCAAUACAGAAAAGAGAUCUCAUAGUAGUUUUGGGUGGAAAUUAGGAUGAAGUGAGUUUUGAUUACUUUACGAUAAAAGAUUAGAAUACUGUUGAUAUAGAGUACAUUGGAAAAAAUGAGUUUAAUAAUGCAUUUACUGGAGCAGUCACUGGAACAUAUACUUUUGGUGGCAUUAAUGAUAUCAGGGCCUGGGCUAAGACAAUGUAGUACAUGCCUGUAGUGACAUUAAUAUAAUGA